AAAAUGAAAAAAAAAUCUCUCACAACAAAUAUUUUAAACUUUUGCAAUAAAGUAAGUUACAUUUGGCACACAACACAUAACAAUGGCUACAGUUGCAACAACACAACCAUGUUAUUCAUCAUGGACUCGUGGUUCAAUUCCUAUCCAACGACGUCGUUUCAGAGGCAAAACCAACCUUAAACGUCUCAAAAUUCUUGCUGCUGUGGUGGAAGAAACAACAUCUUCAAGUAACAUCGUACCUUUGGUUAGAAAUGGAACAAAUCGUGUUCUUACACUUCCAUUGAACCGUGCUGAUGAUAUUCAAGCUGAGGCUAGAGCUAUGACACGUGCUAUUAAUGCUACUUUGUAUAGUCCUGAAUUAUUGUCUUCUAAAUAUGGGUCCCAACGCAUCAAGGUUGUACAAAGGGCUGUUGAAAUUGUGAGUGCUUUGGGUUCAUUUGGGUUGAAGUUGUUUUUAGAGCAAAAGAAUGGGACACUUGAUAAGAAUAAAAAGGCACGUGCUACUGAAUUGAAGACCAUAUUCACACAGCUAGGACCAACUUUUGUGAAGUUGGGUCAAGGAUUGUCUACUAGGCCUGACAUUUGCCCACCUGAAUAUUUGGAUGAACUCUCUGAGCUUCAGGAUGGGUUGCCUACAUUUCCCGAUGAGGAGGCCUUUGCGUGCAUCGAAAGGGAAUUAGGAGUAUCCCUUGACUCUAUUUUUUCUUCUAUAUCACCAUCACCAAUAGCUGCAGCUAGUUUGGGUCAAGUUUAUAAAGCUCGUUUGAAGAACUCGGGUAAACUCGUGGCCAUCAAGGUUCAACGUCCUAGCAUCGAGGAAGCUAUAGGAUUGGACUUCUACCUAAUUAGAGGUCUUGGGGGUUUCAUAAAUAAAUAUGUAGACAUAAUCACCACUGAUGUUGUUGCUCUUAUUGAUGAAUUUGCACGCAGAGUUUUUCAAGAGCUCAACUAUGUCCAGGAGGGACAAAACGCAAGGAGGUUCAAAAAAUUGUAUGCUGACAGGCAAGAUAUUUGUGUUCCUGAUAUUUUCUGGGAUUAUACAAGUGCUAAAGUACUGGCAAUGGAUUGGGUUGAAGGAGUCAAACUAAGUGAGCAAGAAGCUAUUGAGAGACAAGGAUUGAACGUCUUGGAUCUUGUGAACACUGGCAUACAAUGCAGCCUGAGACAACUACUUGAGUAUGGAUAUUUCCAUGCCGAUCCUCAUCCUGGUAACCUUUUAGCAACACCUGAUGGAAGGCUUGCUUUUCUUGACUUCGGAAUGAUGAGUGAGACGCCGGAAGAAGCAAGAUCUGCCAUAAUUGGCCAUGUUGUUCACCUGGUUAACCGGGAUUAUGAAGCUAUGGCUCGUGACUACUAUGCUCUUGAUUUCCUUUCACCUGAUGUUGAUGUUUCUCCGAUUGUGCCGGCACUUAGAGACUUUUUUGACGAUGCCCUUAAUUAUACUGUCAGUGAACUUAACUUCAAGACACUAGUGGAUGGUUUGGGGAACGUUUUAUAUCAAUUUCCAUUUAAUGUCCCAGCUUACUAUGCUUUGAUAUUGAGGUCUCUCACUGUUUUAGAAGGUUUAGCACUUAAUGCUGAUCCCAAUUUUAAGGUGCUUGCGGCCUCAUACCCAUAUUUUGCUAAAAGGCUUUUAACAGAUCCAAAUCCAUAUCUAAGAGACGCUCUUAUUGAGCUGCUCUUCAAGGAUGGGAAGUUUAGGUGGAGUAGACUUGAAGACUUGCUAGUCCAGGGCAGUAUGGACAGUGAUUUCUCUGCUAAAGAGGCCCUACAACCUGUCCUAAAGGUAUUAUUGAGUCCUGAUGGUGAAGUUAUCAGGACUCUUGUUAUCAAAGAGGCUGUGCGCGUAUCUGAAGCUUUUACUCUCAGCUCAAUUUCUGAUUCAUACAAGUCAGUUCCUGGUUUUAUGAGGACUCUUGUUUUCAAUGGCAAUGCAAAUGGUCCCCUUAUGAUGUCAGAAUCUGAAAUGCUAAGUAUGAUAGAACUUAGGAAUCAAGUAUCUAGAAUAUGGGGACUUUUGCAAUCCUCCAAUGAUUUUGAUCCAGCUCUUGUGCUACCUAUAUUCCGGGUCCUUCAGCAACCUGAGGCACGCAGACUUGGGGGAGGUGUUAUGGAUGGGAUCACUCAACGUCUCGUAGCACGAUUUCUGCAGCAAGUACUUCGAGUUCCAGCUACAGCUUCUACAUAGAUCUUGUGUCACUCUCAAAAGACAAUAAAUGUCUAGCUAAGGUGGUUGUGAACAAGUAAAAGGAGUUACUUUACAAACACAGAAGGAAAAAAAAAGUUAAUUCUUCCAAAAUUGUUUGAUUACUUUGUUCUUUUGGGAUGGUACAAAAGACUGUAUAUAUAAGUUACUCAAUAUUAUUGAUGCUGAUCUAUCAUGAUCAAUAUCAACAGAUAAUAAUAUAAUGUAAUAUCAAAUGGAAAUGCAUUUUUCUUUCACA
This is a messenger RNA of Medicago truncatula (barrel medic), 2444 nucleotides long. RefSeq names its product protein ACTIVITY OF BC1 COMPLEX KINASE 3, chloroplastic. The transcript is spliced from 8 exons. Gene Ontology annotation, molecular function: protein kinase activity; ATP binding. Gene Ontology annotation, biological process: protein phosphorylation. The record is from RefSeq and is a predicted model, not a curated record. Bases 83 to 2188 code for a protein of 701 amino acids. NCBI's taxonomy places the organism in Eukaryota, Viridiplantae, Streptophyta, Magnoliopsida, Fabales, Fabaceae.